AUGGCUCCGAGGAUCUCAUUCUCAGCCGACUUUAUUAAUGUUCCGAUCAAGAAUGAGGGUGGGUAUCGAGAGCCACCAGUUUCAUCUGAUUUUGAGUUUUCGGUUUCUGGGUAUUCGAUGAUUUCGGCUGAUGAGGUUUUUUGUAAAGGAAAGUUGAUGCCUUUGAAGGAGGAGAGUUGUUCUAAGAUGAGUACUAGUACUCUUAGAGAUGAGCUUUUAGUUAAUGAUGAUGAUGAUGAACAAAAUCAAGACGUCUUGCCAAAGAUUAUACCGAGAAGAAAUGGUGUUGGCGGGUGGCGAGAGCGAUUAUUGGGUCUAAAACGAGGCGGGUUUUCGCCUAAGAGGGAUCAUGAAAAUAGGGCUUAA
This is a messenger RNA of Impatiens glandulifera, 366 nucleotides long. RefSeq lists its product as uncharacterized. The transcript has a single exon. The record is from RefSeq and is a predicted model, not a curated record. The coding region runs from base 1 to 366 and encodes 121 amino acids. NCBI's taxonomy places the organism in Eukaryota, Viridiplantae, Streptophyta, Magnoliopsida, Ericales, Balsaminaceae.